AUGUUCCCUGAGGGAAUUACUUUUGAACAAGUGGAUCCUUACAACCUAGUGAAGGGAAGCAAGUUUGUCAGCAAGAAUGCUUUCAAGAAGCAUUUGAGGGCCUACUGUGUGAAGCAUAGACAUCAGGUCAAGUUUAAAGAUUCAAACAACUACAAGAUUAGGGUGAAGUGCAUUCAUCAUGAGAAGACCAAGUGUCCUAUGUUCAUUUAUGGAAGAGUUUUGAAGGGUGAAGGAACUACAUUUACUCUGAUAAGUUGGAAUGUGAAGCACACAUGCAAUGGAAAUGUUAAAGAGGAGAACAGAUGUGCAAAUCCAGAAUUUGUAGCUGACUGGUACAUGCAUAGGUUGGAGACUCUAGGUAGAAAAAACAAAAUCCCUGAUCCUGAGUCAUUGGCAAAUGAGUUCAACAAAACAAUGAAAGUGAACAUUAAGUACCAUACAGCAUGGAGAGCAAGAAAUAUUGUGUUGCAGAAACUUCAUGGAAGCUAUGAGGAGCAGUACAAGAAAAUUCCUGCAUUCUGUGAAAUGGUGAAGGAAAAAAUGCCUGGCAGUGUAUCUAGUUUCUCAUAUGGAAGCACAGACAACACAUUCUUGUCAAUGACACUCUGCUUCAAGCCUGCUAUAGAAGGAUUCUUGGAUGGAUAUAGGAAAAUCAUUGGAUUGGAUGCUUGCCAUUUGAAUGAAACCAUUGAGAACUGGAAGAUUUUUCUCAAAGACUUGAAAGCUAUACUGGGUCAAGACUUGCAUUUCACCAUUAUAUCAGACAAGCAGAAGGGGAUUAGUGAAGCUUGUGACAAAUACUUUUGCUUGGAUGAGCAGAGAUUAUGUUUCGGACAUUUGAUGAAGAAUUUCAAGAAGUAUUUUAAGUCAUACAGCUUACAUGUUCAUUUCUGGAAUGCUGCCAAAUGUUACAAGAAGAGACACUAUCAGCAACACAUGGAUAAAUUAUUUGCUGAGGAUGAAAAAGCUGCACUAUAUCUCAUAGAUCAAAAACCUAAAGCUGGUCUAGGUCUCAUUUCUCAAAUGACAGCAAGUAGGAAUGAAAGUGAAAACUGGCAGGAUGGUGAGAUAGUUCCAAAGGCAAUGAAGCUGAUUACAAAGAUGCAGGACUUAAAUCAUCUGUUUGAGUUAACUGGAGAUGUAAGGGGAAGGGUGUAUGAGGUCAGGAGUGUUCAUGAUGCUGUGUUUUUUGUGGAUCUUUCCAAAAAGAGCUGUAGUUGUUUGCAGUGGCAGCUGAGGGGAUUUCCCUGUCAACAUGCUAUAGUUGCUUUAACACCAUUGAGACCAAACUGGGUUGACUACUAUGACCCUGUAUACAGUGUGGAAUACUACAAAAAUACAUAUGCUCCAGAGUUUGAACCACUGUCAGCUGAAAUUGACUGGAAUAUACUGGUAGAGUUCAUUAAUCCUCCUGUUAUCAUAAGAAAAACUGGAAGGCCAAGAAAGAAGAGGAUUCCUUCUUAUGAUGAAGCUGGAAGUGUGAAGAAAAUGAAAAAGUGUAAGAAGUGUGGAGUUUAUGGUCACUAUGCAAUAACUUGUGCUGGUGGAGAGGUUGGAAAGAAUCCAAAGGGAGAAAAACCUAGAACCUGUGUUGAUGGCUCAACAUCAUCUACUCAUGUCCCUGAACCACCAAAAAGGAAGUACAAUAGAAAGAAACCGGUUGUUAGUGCUUCUACAGUUGCAUCUACUACUGCUAAGGAUGGAAUGAAGAACCAAAACAAUUCAGAAUCUUCUAAACAAGGUGCUGCAAAAGGGAGAAAGAGAAAGGAUUCUUCUCAACCUGCUUUCAAUCAGACUAAUCAACAUGUUGGAUCUGUCAACAACAAAGUCACCUUCACAGUUGCAGAUCCAAAGGGAAAGAAGAAACCAAAGAAGUACAUGAAAGUAUGA
Molecule: messenger RNA, 1890 nt
Organism: Papaver somniferum (opium poppy)
Lineage: Eukaryota; Viridiplantae; Streptophyta; Magnoliopsida; Ranunculales; Papaveraceae
Exons: 8
Coding region: 1-1890 (629 amino acids)
Biological process (GO): DNA transposition
Molecular function (GO): transposase activity; DNA binding; zinc ion binding
Source: RefSeq, a predicted model, not a curated record